This is a messenger RNA of Canariomyces notabilis, 1221 nucleotides long. RefSeq names its product ubiquitin-conjugating enzyme. Bases 378 to 917 code for a protein of 179 amino acids. Gene Ontology annotation, molecular function: ubiquitin conjugating enzyme activity. The record is from RefSeq and is a predicted model, not a curated record. NCBI's taxonomy places the organism in Eukaryota, Fungi, Ascomycota, Sordariomycetes, Sordariales, Chaetomiaceae. Gene Ontology annotation, biological process: ubiquitin-dependent protein catabolic process; protein polyubiquitination. The transcript has 2 exons.
CCGCCACAACCACCCGCAGCCUUUCGCCGGCAGCUUUGAACUUGGUCGACAUAUCACCAGAGUCUUACCCGGACAAAAGCAAGGUCUCACAUUCAAACCAAAGAUUUCCCUACUCCUUCAAUCGAAGGUCUUUUCAAACUUCAACCACUUGGCAUUACACAUCCUUUGAGACCUUGGCUAUAAGUACUGUACAAUACGAAGUACUGUACAUUCAACGCCGCACCGCAGACUCUAGAUUGCCCCUCUGCGACUGGCACACCGAGUUCUCGGCCUUAACGGUGACCGUCUUCGAUUCCGGGCUCUAUCACCUGAGCGCAACCGAACCCCGUGCAUUACAAGGGAAUUUGGCUUCGAUUACUCGCAAGUCAUAACUCGCCAUGGCCAGCUCGUCGACAAGCUCGGCUGCGGCGGCUGCUUUGCUUAAGCGGCAGUUGAAGCAGAUGCAAUCUGCCAAGGACUUGCCAGGAAUCUCGUGCGGCCUUGUCAACGACAACAACAUCUUUGAGUGGGAAGUAAUGCUGAUGAUAAGCGACGACUGCAAAUACUAUGGAGGAGGCAACUUCCGUGCGCAUCUCACAUUUCCCCCAACGUAUCCGCUCUUGCCACCCAAGCUUGUCUUCCAGAAGCCGAUACCCUUCCACCCAAACAUCUACCCGAACGGCGAGCUCUGCAUCAGUAUUCUGCACCCGCCAGAGGAGGACAAGUACGGAUACGAGGCGGCCAGCGAACGCUGGAGUCCGGUGCAGACGCCCGAGACAAUCCUCUUGAGCGUCAUUAGCCUGUUCGAAGAUCCAAACGAUGAGAGUCCUGCAAAUGUUGAGGCGGCGCGGCUGCUGCGCGAGGAGCGGGCGGGCACGAGCAAGGACUUUCGGAGGCGGUGUCGGAAAUGCGUCAGGGAGAGCCUAGGAGAGGAGUGAAGAGGGGAAAGCACAAUGGAUGGUUUCAACGAGGUUGGAGAUCAUGGGUACUGAGAUUGGAUGUUAGGGCCCAUGUUGUCUGGGCUGCCCGUUGAGAGAGGAUGGCCAAGGGCUAAGAGCAGGCUAUGAAGCCGUUAGGGUGAUUGGGACACUGAGACCUCCAGGCUCGUUGCAAUGUCACGAGCAACAGUACAUAUGUUGCCUUUUUGGAAGGUUGCGAGCGAAGGACAGACCACCGAAAAAAUAACCAUAUCCAUCCACACAUAGCAGAAUAUCAUUGCCAGCGCCGUUAACACCAACCAUG